Messenger RNA from Setaria italica (foxtail millet), 1275 nucleotides. Its product is annotated as myosin-binding protein 3. NCBI's taxonomy places the organism in Eukaryota, Viridiplantae, Streptophyta, Magnoliopsida, Poales, Poaceae. The transcript has 2 exons. The coding region runs from base 1 to 1275 and encodes 424 amino acids. The record is from RefSeq and is a predicted model, not a curated record.
AUGGCAGAAAACGAUACUACUCAGUUACAGAGAGCAAUAUUCGCCCAGUACAUUAUGAUGAAGAAAUUAUUUAUGGAGCUAGAAGUGGAAAGAGAAGCUUCAGCUACCGCUGCAAGUGCGGCCAUGUCAAUGAUUCGAAAGCUUCAGAAAGAGAAGGAUGCAGAGAGGAUGGAAGCAUGGCAGUACAAAAGAAUAACUGAGGAAAAGAUGAACCACACUGACAGAGCACUGGAGAUUCUAAAGGAGGUGAUGGAGCUAAAGGAAUUGGAGAUCUCAUAUCUGAGGAACCAACUGCAGGCGUAUAAACACAAGUUAUUGGAUGCUGGCAUUGAUGAUUCUGACAUUGCUGAUGAGACAAUGGCUGGUAAUAUACCUUUGUUUGAAAGUAAGAACGUGGAGAAUCUUUGUCGUAACCUCAAAAGGAAUUUCUCUCUGCCCACUUUACGGCUUAAUAAACUAUAUACUGAUAUGGACAUCAAGAAAAAUGGUGGAGUACAAUCAGCAAGGAGCAGGCCGAAUGAUGAAGGAUGGGAGCAUAUUUCAACAGAUGGUAUGGCUUUAGAGACCAAGAAAAGCUUGUCAACAGAUGUGGACUGUACAGAAAAGCAAAGUGAAGAACCAAAAUCUCCAAGCACAGCUUUACAUGACUCUCAGCCAUUGGAUGAGUCUUCAGGUUGUUCCUCGUUCUCAGUGGUCAGUCAUCAGACAGAUAUAUUCAGUGAAAGAGCAGUUCAGGUCAAGGAAGAUGUGGAAUACACGGUGAAUCAUGAUAGACCCAAGGAUUCUUGUUUAGGUACUGAAAUGGGUGAACUAGCAGUUCAUCCUUUAAGUGAAGUUGGCUCACUUCAAAUUCCAGAAACAAGCAAUGCAACAACUGAUUCCCCAUGUACUGAAAGUGAAAUAGUUACAGAGGAAUCAGAAUUGUCUCCCGCGGUUGUUGCCAAAGGGCGAGGGCCACGUCUAUCCAGGUUCGCUGCAACAAGAAAAAUUGGAUCCAUGAAUAAUGUUGAUAGACAUGCUCGUCGAAGCUCUUGGAGUCAGACGCCGCGAGCUGGUGUUGAGAGAACCAGAUCAAGGCUGAAGCGGGUGCAAAGUGAAAAGAUGGUUGAGCUAAAUGACCCUAGAACUAACAAGGAACAGAUCAUAAUGCUGAAGGAGGUAUACGAGCAGCUUGGCAUGAUAGAAUCACACAUGAGACCUGAUUCUCAGGAAAGCCCCCGAAAUGACACGUCACUAGAUUCUGUUCUGGAGGCGGCUCUGUCCUUCUCCAUAUAG